This is a messenger RNA of Paecilomyces variotii, 378 nucleotides long. RefSeq lists its product as hypothetical. The transcript is spliced from 3 exons. NCBI's taxonomy places the organism in Eukaryota, Fungi, Ascomycota, Eurotiomycetes, Eurotiales, Thermoascaceae. The record is from RefSeq and is a predicted model, not a curated record. Bases 1 to 378 code for a protein of 125 amino acids.
AUGCCGAGGAGAACGCCGAUGAAAAAGGCGCGCGACGUUCUAAAUGCCCUAAGGGAGACUCUGGAUCACCCCGAAGAGCUCGGUGUCUCGAAGGAAACAGGAAUUAUUGAGCUCAGGAGACACCCCCCGCGACAAAAACUAAGACCAUUUGAGGAGUACCUGGAGCCUUCUGAGAGGCCUGAACCUGAGAGGCCUGGAGGACAUCUCGACUUUGCCUGGACUUCAGAAGCUCGUGGUAUAGAAAUCUCAGAAUACAUAACCUAUUUUGCUUUCAAGCCGUCCAGGGAGAACCUGCCCAAGUCCUGCGGCAAUCUGGGGGAAUAUAGGAAUCUGGGUGCGAUAAGCCAUCCGGACCCGUUUCUGUGGGGGGAGGCCUAG